Molecule: messenger RNA, 915 nt
Organism: Phytophthora infestans T30-4
Lineage: Eukaryota; Oomycota; Peronosporomycetes; Peronosporales; Peronosporaceae
Exons: 7
Coding region: 1-915 (304 amino acids)
Cellular component (GO): RAVE complex
Source: RefSeq, a predicted model, not a curated record
AUGUCUAGCAGCCUGACACAAGCGCCACUUAAGAGGCUCCAAGAGCAAGAGGGUGAUGAAGAGCUCAGUGCAUGGCAGAAACGAGAGACACGUUACUACCUCCUCAAGGACGUGAACUCAGCCGUUAACUAUGCCGCACAAGAGCUGGAGCGUAUCGACUUCAUCUGGGGGCGCAUUCGCUCCGACCGCAGUGCUGUAUCGCCCGCCAUCAAGGCCGACAUUCGCGUCGAAGGUCACCUUGUGGUAUUCACCAAGGUGGAGCUCAAGCUAACCAAGGCCCAGCGCAAUACACCGAUCAACAGCACACUGCAGCAGUAUUGCGUGCUGAACCAGAUCCUCGAAUUCCACGGCAUCUUGCAGAGUCAAGUGGGCAGACUCACCGCCCUCAAGGAAUUCUUGCACGUGCAGCGCAACGACCUAUUGAACGAUCAGCCAAACAACGACGACGUUGAGGUGUAUGUGGAGAUUGUACAGCGCACUUUCCAAAGCUUAGGUCGCAUCUGCCAAGAACUGCGCAACGCCGCCAACGUCUUACGACUGCCAAGCCGUCGUCGGUUCCCAUAUUGUUCCCAUGUUGACCAUAGCUUCAAGCCCACUCUUCCGUCUGAAGUCAUUGUCGAUUUUUCCAUCCACCGUGGAGAAUUGUUGGUCGAGGCUUUCAGUCUAAUGGCUACACAAAAGGCGAUCACGAACAUUCCCGAGGGCUGUGCAUCCAGGAAAGAGUUCAUCGGCUGCGUUUGUGCCUUCCGCGGCCAGAAGGUGGAGAUUGUCGAGUAUGCACGGAUCUCGGUGCCGAUCCCGCAACUAGAGGAAAUGCUGGUGCAUCUGGACGAGCAGGUCACGUGGCUGGUACACGUUCGAGAUAACGUCAAGGCGUUGCUCGACUGCCAAGACUUGUGCUACGAUUACUACUAG